AUGAGAGGGAGGGAUAAUAUGGGACCGAGGAAGUACUUUUUAGGUUGAUUGGAUAUUAAGUACUUUUCUUAUGCUCUCGGUCAGAAUGUUUUGUAACAAUACAGUAUAUAUGAAGCAUUUUCCAUUUCUCUUAAAGAAAACCUAAAGGUUCUACUUCUUGCUCCUUAAUCUUGAUUCUUUUUUGUUCCAGUUUCUUUUGUUUACUUGAAAGAUCUAUAUAAUGGCAAAAAAGUAUGAAGGAUGUGCUGUGGGAAUAGACCUUGGAACAACUUAUUCUUGUGUUGCUGUGUGGCUUGAUGAACACAAUAGAGUUGAGAUUAUACAUAAUGACCAAGGCAACAAAACCACUCCUUCUUUUGUUGCUUUCACUGACGAUCAAAGGUUGGUUGGUGAUGCUGCUAAGAAUCAAACUGCCUUGAACCCUGAAAAUACUGUCUUUGAUGCUAAGAGGUUAAUAGGUAGAAAGUUUAGUGACCCCAAUGUCAAAAGUGAUAUGAUGUUGUGGCCAUUCAAGGUCAUUUCCGGUGUCAAUGACAAACCCAUGAUUUCCCUGAAGUACAAGGGACAAGAAAAGCAGUUAUGUGCCGAGGAAAUUUCAUCUAUGGUUCUAUCUAAGAUGCGCGAGAUUGCAGAGGCGUUUUUGGAAUUGCCGGUCAAGAAUGCUGUUAUUACUGUGCCUGCUUAUUUUAAUGAUUCUCAGCGGAAAGCUACCGUAGAUGCUGGUGCCAUUGCUGGCCUUAAUGUUAUGCGGAUAAUCAAUGAGCCCACUGCUGCAGCUAUUGCAUAUGGCCUUGACAAGAGAAUUAACUGUGUGGGAGAGAGAAAUAUUUUCAUCUUUGACUUGGGUGGUGGGACUUUUGAUGUGUCUAUCCUUACAAUUAAGGAUAAGGUCUUCCAAGUUAAGGCUACUGCUGGAAACACUCACCUCGGAGGAGAAGACUUUGAUAAUAGGAUGGUGAACUACUUUGCCCAAGAGUUCAACAAGAAGAACAAGGUGGACAUUACUGGAAACUCAAGAGCCUUAAGGAGGUUGAGAACAGUGUGCGAGAGAGCAAAAAGGGUACUAUCUUUUGCUGUUGUCACCACCAUUGAGGUAGAUUCUCUAUUUCAAGGCAUUGACUUCUUUUCAACAAUCACUCGUGCCAAAUUUGAAGAAAUCAAUAUGGAUCUUUUCGACGAGUGUUUGGAAACUGUUAAGAGUUGUCUCACCGAUGCCAAGAUGGACAAGAGUGUUAUACACGAUGUUGUUCUUGUUGGUGGCUCAUCUAGAAUUCCAAAAGUACAACAGCUAUUGCAGGAAUAUUUUGCAGGGAAGGACUUGUGCAAGAGCAUUAACCCUGAUGAGGCUGUUGCUUAUGGCGCAGCUGUGCAAGCUGCUUUGUUGAGUGAAGACUUUAAAAAUGUUCCAAACUUGGUGCUGCAAGAUGUUGCACCUUUGUCUCUUGGUAUCUUUGUUAAAGGAGAUAUAAUGGAUGUUGUUAUUCCUAGGAACACUAGCGUUCCAGUCAAGAAAACACGACACUAUACAACUACUAUUGAUAACCAACCUUCUGCUGAUAUCCAGAUUUAUGAGGGUGAGAGAGCAAGAGCUAGUGAAAAUAAUCUGCUUGGUUUUUUUAAUCUUUCUGGUCUCCCAGAUGCUCCCCGCGGUCUCCCUUUAGAUGUAUGCUUUGCUAUUGAUGAAAAUGGUAUUUUAACCGUAUCUGCAAAGGAAAAAUCCACCGGAAGCAUUAACGAGAUUACAAUAACUAAUGACAAAGAAAGACUGUCAUCCAAAGAAAUUAAUGACAUGAUAAGAGAUGCUGAAAAUUACCGUGCUGAAGAUGAAAAAUUUCUAAGGAAGGCCAAUGUAUUGAAUGCAUUAGAUUAUUGUGUUUACAAGAUGAAGAAUGCUUUAAAGAAUAAGGAUGCCAAUCUAAAGCUCUCCUCUCAAGAAUAUGAAAAUAUCAAUUCUGGAAUUGCGAAGGCCACAAAUUUGCUUGAGAGUAACCAACAGAGUGAAAUAGAUGUUCUUGAAAAUCAUCUGAAGGAGCUUGAGAGUAUGUUACAACUCAUUAUAGGCAAAUCUUUCUAGUUUUAUGUUUUCUCAAUUGCUAUUUCAACUGUUGUUUUGGUAGAGUUUUUUGUUUUGAGACCAUGACUUAGAUUCUUGUUUUCAUGUUUUGUAGUUAUUUUAAUUAAUGGCUAUGAAGUCAUUCUUGUUUAAACUUUAAAGUGAUGAGACUUGAGAGUUUAUGAAUGGAUAAUAUAAGAUGAAGAUAAAAAGUGCACUGAUCCAAACCA
Molecule: messenger RNA, 2283 nt
Organism: Trifolium pratense (red clover)
Lineage: Eukaryota; Viridiplantae; Streptophyta; Magnoliopsida; Fabales; Fabaceae
Product: heat shock 70 kDa protein 4-like
Exons: 2
Coding region: 221-2074 (617 amino acids)
Biological process (GO): cellular response to unfolded protein; protein refolding
Cellular component (GO): cytoplasm
Molecular function (GO): ATP hydrolysis activity; heat shock protein binding; ATP binding
Source: RefSeq, a predicted model, not a curated record